AUGUCAAUAUCCACAAGCGACGAUAUGGUAAGGACUGUCUUCAAUGAGGUAGCUGAACUCAAAUCUUCGGUUUUGAGAUUAGACGAACGGUUUGCUAUUCAGUUUUUACCUGCACUAAGUAAUGUAAAUGUAACCAGUUUUUUCUCUUUUGCGACUGCAGAAAAAAAACCAGCAAAGAUUUGCCAAGCAAAAUGUAAGAAAGUAAGACUGCAGUUCCGGAGCAUCACUCGCCGCUUACGAUAUGCAAUGAUUCAGGAGGCUUUGAAUGCCGUUUUUCUUUUCUUCCAAUUUAAUUUCGUUUUUGUCUUUUCUGAGGUAUCCAAUGUUAUUGACCUAUUUUCAGUCCGGUUAAAUGAUAAAAUCAUGGAACCAUCACAAGAAGACUGA
Messenger RNA from Mucor mucedo, 387 nucleotides. RefSeq lists its product as uncharacterized. Lineage: Eukaryota; Fungi; Mucoromycota; Mucoromycetes; Mucorales; Mucoraceae. The transcript has 4 exons. The record is from RefSeq and is a predicted model, not a curated record. Bases 1 to 387 code for a protein of 128 amino acids.